Messenger RNA from Betta splendens (Siamese fighting fish), 1090 nucleotides. RefSeq names its product X-ray repair complementing defective repair in Chinese hamster cells 2 (gene xrcc2). The coding region runs from base 125 to 985 and encodes 286 amino acids. The record is from RefSeq and is a predicted model, not a curated record. The transcript has 6 exons. Gene Ontology annotation, cellular component: centrosome; Rad51B-Rad51C-Rad51D-XRCC2 complex; replication fork. Lineage: Eukaryota; Metazoa; Chordata; Actinopteri; Anabantiformes; Osphronemidae. Gene Ontology annotation, biological process: DNA strand invasion; double-strand break repair via homologous recombination. Gene Ontology annotation, molecular function: ATP binding; ATP-dependent DNA damage sensor activity; four-way junction DNA binding.
CGUCGCACAUAUUACGGUAAUUUCCCACGUUCCGUUCAGUACGGUAAAGCGGCAGAGCAGAAACAGGAAGUGGGUUCAAACGGCGCCAGCGUUUUGAUGUAAGGAAUAUGAAAUUCAUGCUAAAAUGACUGAAAGCGGUGCACAGCUGUUUUCUCGUCUGGAGGCCCGUCACAAUGUGAAAGACAUCGAACCUCGACUGUUUCCUAAAGAUGGAGGACCUGAAGAUGGUGAGAUGGUGGAGCUGUAUGGCACAGAGGGAACAGGUAAGACCGAGCUGCUCUACCACCUGCUGUGUCGCUGUGUGUUGCCCAAGGAAGCUGGGGGCCUGGAAGUGGACGUUGUGUUUGUCGACACUGAUUAUGGUCUGGACAUGUUACGUCUGGUCAGCAUCCUGGACAGCAGACUGAACACAGCUCAGUCUGGCAGUUCCUCCUCGGCUGGAUCUGAUGAGACAGUGCUGCGCUCGUGUCUGUCCCGCCUCCUGGUCAUCCACUGCUCCUCCUCCGCCCAGCUCCUUCUUACCCUCCACUUCCUGGAGAACUCCUUGUCAUCACGGCCUGCCCUGGCCCUCCUCCUCAUAGACAGCAUCUCUGCCUUCUACUGGGUCGAUCGCUGUGAGGGGGGAGGCAGUAUCGCCAAGCAAGAGGAGAGGCUCAGCAAGUGUGCAGAGCUACUAGGUCGUCUGCUCAGGGAUUACAGACUCAGUGUCUGUGCUACUUGCCACGCCAUCAGGAGGAGCAACGAUGGACAGGCCUCUUCAGACUCUGACAGGUCGUACCUCUGUCGGGCCUGGCAGCGACUUGUGACCCACCGCCUCCUCUUAUCUCGGGAGGCAACCAGCAUGAAGCAAGGCAGCAAGGAGCAGAGGAGCCAGCAGGUCUUCACUGUACUCUGCUCUUCCUCCUCCUCUUCCUCCUCCUCGAAGAUAAAGUCUUACAGGAGCAGUUUGUUUUGCGUGACCGAUGGAGGAGUGGAGUUUAUCUGAACAUCAGCUCCUAGUCUAGGACAGUCAAAUAAUAACAAACUAUUUUAUAAUAACAAACUAGCACUUUAUCAUUUAUUGGAAGUUUAAUAAAAGUCUUUUUUAUUA